Messenger RNA from Prunus persica (peach), 836 nucleotides. RefSeq lists its product as uncharacterized. The transcript has 2 exons. Bases 135 to 590 code for a protein of 151 amino acids. The record is from RefSeq and is a predicted model, not a curated record. Lineage: Eukaryota; Viridiplantae; Streptophyta; Magnoliopsida; Rosales; Rosaceae.
GAGAUAGCGGUGGGGAGCGUCCAAGUGGAAAAGAAAAAGACGAGAGAGAGAGAGAGAGGGCAAGUUUGAAACCGAGUCAUGCCUAAUAUUCUCAGCAGCACAAACUCAGAUCCUAAACCAAACAAGAAGAAGAUAUGUUGAGGCCUUCUCAACUGAGUCAACUCGUUCUUCUUCUUCUUCUUAUUGCUUGCUCUGUACCCUCAACAACAGCCAAAACCCAAAGGCCAGGCUUUCUCUUCACAAGAACCACAGGAAGAUGCACUCCACACUAUUGGGGGAGCAGGAGGGAGGCUUGGCCGAGGAUGGUCCCACAGACAUCAACGGUGUCGAAGGUGUUCGGAUCAAGAGCCUACGAACGGUACAGAUCUGAUCUGACGCUACUGGAAGCGACGGUCAGGAACGACGAGGAGAACGUCUACCCUAGGCUGCUGAAGCAGGCGAGCGCCGCCCUCCUGAACUCUUACGCCAGGAAGGGGUUUCCGUACAGUGCUUGGGAGGUGAAGACUUUGGUCAUUCAAGCUCUGGUGUCGGAUAAGGCUGCAGCCCUUCAGGCCCAGCGCUUCUCCGUUGCCAAUGAGGCUUGCCAUUAGCAACCCAUCUGUGUUUUUUUUUGUACUUUGCUUUAGUUUCAUCUAGUUUUAUGUGGGUUUGUUUGUGUGGGCCCAAAUACUAAAUAGAAUACUUCAUUCUUGAUGAUGGGUUGAAAGCUUGACACUUUAUGUGGUGGCAAAUCAAAUCUAGUUGCAUAUUGAUCAUUUGAGAAUCACUGUAUGAGUGGUUGAAAAUUUGAAUUGAACUUAUAUUGUUUGGUCAUGAUCAAAUCAAAUAUUUAUGUA